This is a messenger RNA of Ceutorhynchus assimilis (cabbage seed weevil), 5879 nucleotides long. NCBI's taxonomy places the organism in Eukaryota, Metazoa, Arthropoda, Insecta, Coleoptera, Curculionidae. The record is from the annotation of a GenBank genome assembly.
AUAAUGGAUCUGUUGCAGCUGGCACAAAUUCUUGUGAGUUCAUUGAUUUCUAUGAUAGGCCUGAUGUUUGUUAGACGCCUUUGUUGAGCUAUGGCACACUUAUCGGCAUUUUCAUCUCCAACAAGACGCACCAUUAAUCUGGGAGGAAGUGCCGCAGGACAUAUGAAACAGUGCAAUAUAUUCCUCAUUGCCAUGAUCAAAAAGACUUUAUGAAUCGGAAAAAAAAUGGAUCAAACUAUAAAACAAUUUACGGUUGCGGAACUGGACGGUUAAUGUUGAGUUUUGCAAGUAAAAGUUUAAGUGUGGGGAAACUUUUGAACUUUUUGGAAUUCACCUAUCUAUUUUUACCUGUCAAACGCUGUCAAUACAGUUCAAUUCCGAUUCUAAAAAAAUGAAAACGCUUCAGCGCAUUUUUCACCUGUAGGCAAUUAAUUUUUUGAUGUCAUUGUCUAUAAGAUUUACCUAUAUUUAUGAGAGUACAAAAGGGCGUUUAUUUCAAAAACUGUUCAUUAUUGGGCUUUGGCGCAAUGAUAACUUUUAUUCAGGACAUCAAGCUUGACACAUUAUCAAAAAAUCAGACGAUUUGACAUAAACACAUUUUCCGUAAGGUUUGUGCGGGGUCCUUUCCAAAAAACUGUAAAUGGCGGGUUUUUUGAGGUAUUAGAUUAAUAUUUCCAAGUAGAAACUAGUUUGUUUUGUUCAAAUAUAGACUCGAGUGCAAUAAUAAUUUCUCAACUGCAAAUUAAUUAGGAUUCCUAAUGCGUUGUCUUGGCUCAUUAAUUAGGUAUUUGUUGUCCAAUGAAUGACGUAUCAGACAAAUCAAGGUAACGAGGAUAACCUGUAAAUAAUGCAAAUUAUUUCAAAUUUUAAUGCUUUGUUAUUGGUAAGAAUAUUUUUGAAAUUUACUCAAUUCUGAGAAUUAAAAGAACCAAUGAUGCUUUAUAUAAUUCUAGGAAGAUGAUGACAGUGGGAAAAAUAAUUAGUUUUUUGAUUUUUCCAAAGAUUUGAUGAUGUUUUAGUUAAAAAUUAUGCGGUUUAUUCAUCUUUAGAUAAACUUACUGGUAGCUAUCUGUAAGAUAAGUUUACACCAUUAGUUGGGUGGAUAACUGGUCAACCAAUUGCGUUUUUGUUCGUCAAAUGGCAUUACCUGACAGUUAGCUUAUCAGAAGGUUUAAUUGGCGCCCAAACAAAUCGUGCUGCAAAGAAAACUGAGCCAAUGAAGUAACAAGCUGCAGUGAUUUUUUGAGUUGAACAGCGGGAGAAAAUAAAACACAAACGCUUCGUUGCUCGUUUAAACAUCGACUGUUGGUUGAAUGUUAUAGUUGUAUUCCUUUCAAACCUAGGAGGAGCUCCGGAACAGAAAACACUGUUGCCAUUUUUAUUCAAAAAAUACAAGAUAGUAACUGCUAACCACAUCUGUACCUUAGUUUACAAAUAAAUGACAUAUAAUAAAUCAAUUUUGUGAAACUCGUUAAAAUAUACAACUUUGUCCGAAAAGUUUUCUUCUUUGAGUUAUAUUUAUCGAAAUUCCGAAUAAAUUAAAAAAAAUUAAAAUGAAAGCAUCUAUGGUGACGUCAUAAUUUGGACUGAGAUCCUAGCUCGAAACAUGUGAAAAUAAAAUUACUGCUAGCGAUAUCUAUUUACAGAAUCUGAGACUAUUAUAAUCAUAAAGAUUUCUGUAAUUUCUAAAUGUGAUUUUUACGAGCGCCAUCUAUCAAACAACACGUAAAGCAGUUCAAAGCAUGUACAGAAAUGUGUAAUAAUUACAAACAAUUUUUAUUGCAGAAAGCUGUAAUUUUAUGUGGCGGCAUCUAUUAAGUAGCACGCAAAACAUAUAUAGAAAACUGCAAUUUCAUUAAAAAAAUAUGACGUCACUAUAGAUGCUUCCGUUUCGAAAAACAGGCAAUUUUCAGAGGAGAAAAAGGAAAGUGAGAAGCUCUUUAUGUUAUAGGAAAAUUCCAAAAUUUUUCAGUGGAACAUCAUUCCAGGAAAAAUCGUUGAAAAUUAGUUAAAUUUAAGGAAAUUCACUGUCUUAUAUUUAAUUUUUUUUUCUGGAAAACUGGCAAAGAGAAAAUUGUAAAAUUUUCAGAAGAGAAAGAAGAAAGUGCGAAGCUUAUUAUUGGAAACUUUCAAAAUUUUCUGGUGAAAAAUCACUACAGUAAAAACUGUUGAAAAUUAGUUAAAUUUAGGGAAAUUCACCCCUUUACAGUUUAUUUUUUUUAUGGAAAACUGGCAAAGAGAAAAUUCUGAAAUUUUCAGUGGACCAAGAGUAAAGUCAGAAACUCAUUAUAAGAAAAUUUCAAAAUUUUCCAGUGAAAAAUCACUCCAAGAAAAAUUGUUGAAAAUUAGCUAAAUUUAGCGAAAUUCACCCUCUUACAUUUUAUUUUUUUUCUGGACAACUGGCCAAGAGAAAAUUAUGAAAUUUUCAGAGGAAAAGAAGGAAAGUAAGAAGCUCAUUAUAGGAAAAUUUCAAAAAUUUCCAGUGAAAAAUUGUUGAAAAUCACCUACACCUAGAGAAAUUUACCCCCACACUUUUUUUUUUUUCUGGAAAACUGGCAAAGAAAAAAAUUGUGAAAUUUUCAGAAGAGAAAAAGGAAAGUUGGAAGUUUAUUAAAGGAAAAUUUCAAAAUUUUUUAGUGAAAAAUCACUCUAGCAAAAAUUGUUGAAAAUUAGUUAAAUUUAGAGAAAUUCACCCUCUUACAUUUUAUUUUUUUUUCUGGGAAACUGACAAAGGAAAAAUUGUGAAAAUUUCAGAGGAGGAAAAGGAAAGUGAGGAGCUUAUUAUAGGAAAAUUUUAAAAUUUUCCAGUGAAAAAUUACUCCAAGAAAAAUUGUUGAAAAUUAGUUAAAUUUAGAGAAAUUCACCCUCUUACAUUUUAUUUUUUUUCUGGAAAACUGACAAAGGAAAAAUUGUGAAAUUUUCAGAGGAGAAGAAGGAAAGUCAGGAGCUCAUUGAAGGAACAUUUUAAAAUUUUCCAGUGAAAAAUCACUCCAAGAAAAAUUUUGAAAAUUAGCUAAGUAAAAGAAUUUCCUUAGGAAAUCUGCUAUUUGGAAAAAUGUCAGUCCUAGAUAAAUAGCUUAAUGGACUUUUCCGUAAAACUUGUCAAAACAUACAACUUUUAUCCUAAUAGUUUCCCCCUACGAGUUAUAGUUAGCGAAAUUUCGAAUAAAUUGCAUUUUUUUUUUUUAAAUGGAAGCAUCUAUGGUGACGUCAUCAUUUAGAAUGAGAUCCUAGCUUUAGACACGUGAAAAUAAAUUUACUGUUAGCGCCAUCUAUUAUAGCAAAAGUUAAAAUUUGUAACUAUUAAAUAUCUCUGUAAUUAGUAAAGAAGAUUUUACGUGCGCCAUCUAUCAAGCAACACAUAGAGCAGCUUAAAACAUAUCCAAUAAAAUACAGAAAUCUUUAAAUAUUACAAACAAUUUCUAUUGCAGAAAUCUGUAAUUUUAUUUUGACGUCAUCUAUUUGAAUAGCAGGUGAAGUAUAUACAGAAAACUGCAAUUUCAUCAUAAUGAUAACGUCACCAUAGAUGCUUCCGUGUCGAAAAACAGGCAAUUCUCAGAAGAGAAACAGGAAAGUCAGAAGUUCAUUACAGGAAAAUGUCAAAGUUUUUCAGUGAAAAAUUGUUAAAAAUUAGUUAAAUUAUAUAGAAAAUUCACCCUAUUAUAAUUUUAUUUUUUCUCUGAAAAACUGGCGAAUGGAAAAAUGUGAAAUUUUCAGAGGAAAGAGAGAGGAAAGUCAGGAGCUCAUUAUAGGAAAAUUUCAAAAUUUUCCAGUGACAAAUUGUUGAAAAUUAGUUAAAUUAAAAGAAAUUCGCCUAUUUACAUUCUAUUUUUUUCUGGAAAACUGGCAAAGGGAGAAUUGUGAAAUUUUCAGAGGAGAAAGAGGAAAGUGAGGAAAUCAUAGGAAAAUUUCGAUAUUUGCCAGCCAAUUUUAAAUGAAAUUUAACGUACAAAAAAUGAUCUACGACUUACCCAAAAAAUUCCCGCAGUUUCCCGCCUUAUUGGAUUAUUUUUCCUUGCACCACGAUUUGCUUGGGUGCCAAUUGAACCUGGAAAACAAGAAAAACUCAAUUACAUCACGCAACUAAAGACAAUCAUUAUUCAAUAGAGUUUUUCUCUCCAACUUAUAAGUUGAAAUUUCCUUAGGAAAACAGUCGUAUAGACAAAUAGUUUAAUGGUGUUUUUUUUUGAAAAUAUACCAUGUCUAUUUAGAAAGUUUUCUUCUACGAGUUGUAGUUAUCGAGAUUUCAAAUAAAGUGUUUUUUUUUUUAAAUGAAAGCAUCUAUGAUGACGUUAUCAUUUUUGAUUGAGACUACUGGCGUCAUCUAGCAAAGGAAAGCUAAAGCCAUUUUAAAAAAAAUAUAUUCUUACAGAAUUCUGUAAUAUAAAAUUUUAUUACGUGGCACCAUCUACUAACAAAAGCUAAAACUAUCUUCUAAAAAAAAAUUUAACAGAUUUCUAGAAUUGCCGCUACUAGCGGCAUCUAGUAAACAAAAGCUAAAUGUUUAUUAUUACAGAAAUAUGUAAUAUAAUUAUUUUUUUCUCACUUAGCGCCAUCUAUCAAGCAAAAUGUGAAGUAACUUAAGAAAAUUUAUAAUUUAUACAGGAAUCUGCAAAAUAGGGGUUUUAUAAACAAAUGGCAACAGUGCAUCUACCCAAAGGCAAUAAAUUUAGGUUCCAUUAUUGCUUACAAAGGUUCAUUUUCUAGCUGUUUAUUUAUUGAUUAUUAUAAAUAAGUGGUUAUUAAUAAUUUAUUUUAUUGAAAAGACAUGGAAUAGAGAGUUUUGUACUCGUUUAAUUUAACCCGGAAACAUGAGCCAAACUCCACCGCCCAGUCCACCUAGAGAAAAUGAAACUAGUAUUGAGGAAAUGGCUUCCGCUCAACAUCCUCAAGAAAUACCGCAAACAACCAACGAAACCAACAACAUCCGGGCCUCAAACAGCCAGGGCGACCUUUCCUCUGUAAUAACCAUAAACCCAAUCUUAUUACCAGGAUCUGUUGAUAGCAUGGAUGUGGUCAGGCUUAUGGCCACCAGCUCUUCUAUGGAAGACAUACCACCACCAAAGCCUGAUUAUAACGCUCCACCCCCUUACGAAGUGGCAACCCAAACAACCAAAUUGCCCACCUAUGAAGAGGUGCAACGCGAAAAACACUUGGAAGAUUUAGGGGUUCCCAUUGUAAACGACCCUUCUCAAUUCAGAACUCCUCCCAAUCAAAGAAUCUUGAUGCCCAUUGAUAAUGAGGCCAAUGAGGACGUUGACACUACUCUUUUGGGUACCGACUUCAUGUUUUACAUUGCAUUUUUUGUUGCCUUCAUAUUUAACUGGAUUGGAUUUCUACUGCUGAUGUGCUUUUGCCACACAAUCGCUUCAAGAUAUGGUGCAUUGUCCGGCUUUGGUUUGUCCUUGGCCAAAUGGACUUUUAUCGUCCAACAUUCCACUGAGUUGGCUUCAAAGGACAACAGCUGGUUAUGGUGGCUGAUUAUGACUUUUGGACUUAUCAUUUGUAUCAGAGCAAUUUUGCAAUAUCUGAACAUCAAACGGGGUUGGCACAUGCUGUCGGCCAGUCACCAGGAGAGGUUGUUGUUUUUCUACUAGAGAAAUUUUUGAAAAAUAUAGAAUUGAAAUAUUAUUAAUUGUGAUUCUCAAUGUAUCUCCUUGUACUAUAUUAUAAAAAUAGAUGUGUAAUAAUAUUAUUAGUUUUUAGUGUUAAUUCUAAAUUGAUGUUUAAACUUGCACUGUUUCAUAUUCAAUAUGGUUUACAGUAUUAAUUAAAAAUUACCGUUUUAUUUUUUAGUUUUUAAUAUUGUAUUUUUUUAUAUUAUAACUAUUUGUUAAUUUUAAUUGUAUUUGCAAUAAAGGAUAUUUAAAUUUGUCUUG